AUGCUAACAGGGGCCUGCUGUGACAGACAGGCACACAAAUGCGCACACAAACGCGCACGAACACGCAGUGAGCGAGCCUCCGUGGCAGGCAAUGUUGUGGACCCUUUGGAUGCCAUUGCUGACUAUGGCACGGACGCGCUGCGGUACGCCCUGCUUACGAGCAGUGUCCCUGGAAUGGACGUUCCGGUCAGCAAAGGCGGCCUAGAGAAUGCCAAGGCCUUCGCGAACAAGAUCUGGAACGUAGGAAGAUUCAUCAUUACAGAGCACGAGAAGAAUGCUGAGACCAUUGCCACGAACUUCGAGAGUGGGAUGCAGUUCUCGGAGGAGGAGAUCGCCUCCAUGCCCUGGCUGGAAAGGGCAUUGCUCUCAAAGUGCCAUGGCCUUUGCGAGAGCGUCACGGCGGCCUUGACGGCUAACCGCUUUGCACCACCCACGAAGGAGAUCAAGGAGUUCCUGCAGGAGGAUGUUGCGUCCUGGUAUGUGGAAGCUUCUAAGACCCGGCUACAAGAUCAUCUCGGUGGAGAUCCGAAGAGCCCCGAGGCCGCCACAGCGCAGAAGGUUUUGCUCUACCUCCUGGAGGUAUCUUUGAAGCUUCUGCACCCCUUCAUGCCGUUCGUGACCGAGGCAGUCUGGCAACGGCUGCCACGUACCAAGUCGUCUCCGCGGUCUUUGAUGAUUAGCGCUUGGCCUCAGCCUGCCACGAAACGCGACAAGGAGGCCGAAGGUUGGUUUACCAAGCUCUGCGCUGUGACUUCUGCAGUGCGGAACGCCCGGGCGGAGCAGGGCAUUGCCCCCAAGGAGCGCUUGCCCUUGACCUUCUGGUGCUCCGACGCCGGAUUUCAGGAAGCCCUGCAGAGCGAGCGUUCGGCCCUGUCUUGGCUUGCACGAGCCGAUCCCGACCAGAUCGAGGCUCGUCCCAUGGAAGAGCGACCGGCUGAGACGCCGGAAGGCUGCAUUCGAAUCGUGGCUUCCGAAGAGAUUGAGGUGGACAUGCCAGUGCCGAAGAAGGAGAUCGAUGUGGAAAAGGACCCACGGGCUGAAUGGGGCUUAGUUCCUUUCGAGGAAUAG
Symbiodinium necroappetens is the source of this 1068-nucleotide messenger RNA. The record is from the annotation of a GenBank genome assembly. Lineage: Eukaryota; Dinophyceae; Suessiales; Symbiodiniaceae.